This is a messenger RNA of Alternaria burnsii, 1221 nucleotides long. Its product is annotated as ribonuclease m. Gene Ontology annotation, cellular component: extracellular region. Gene Ontology annotation, molecular function: RNA binding; ribonuclease T2 activity. The transcript is spliced from 2 exons. The coding region runs from base 1 to 1221 and encodes 406 amino acids. Lineage: Eukaryota; Fungi; Ascomycota; Dothideomycetes; Pleosporales; Pleosporaceae. Gene Ontology annotation, biological process: RNA catabolic process. The record is from RefSeq and is a predicted model, not a curated record.
AUGCCUUCUCUCAGGACUCUCAGCAAGAUUGCGCUCGGUGGUGCGCAAGUCAUCCUCGGCAAUGGAGGACGCGUUAUGGGCGAGUAUACCCAGACUUGCCCCAAUGCUCAAUUGAGCUGCCACAACACCACCGUUGUGGAGAACCUCUGUUGCUUCAACGCACCAGGUGGACAGAUCCUCCAGACGCAGUUCUGGGAUGCUUCUCCUGCUACCGGACCAGAGGAUAGCUGGACAAUCCAUGGUCUAUGGCCUGACCGCUGUGACGGCACCUACGACGCAAACUGCGACUCGUCGCGCGCCUACUCCAACAUCAGCGCCAUCCUCAACUCCUUCGGCGCAACCGACCUCCUCUCAUACAUGUCCACCUACUGGAAGGACUACCAAGGCGACGACGAGUCCUUCUGGUACCACGAGUGGGCCAAGCACGGCACUUGCAUCUCCACACUAGAACCCGAGUGCUACAACGACCACAAAGCAACAGAGGAAGUUGUCGACUUCUUCCAAAAGACCGUCGACCUCUUCAAAACGCUACCAAGUUACGAGUGGUUGGCCGCAGCUGGUAUCACACCCAGCACAACAAAGACAUACACUUUCGCCGCCAUUCAAAGCGCCAUCCAGGCCAAGAGGCCCGGUGUCGAGGUAACGCUAGGCUGCAAGUCUGGUGCGCUCAACGAGAUCUGGUACCACUACGAUGUUCGUGGCAGUGUACAGACUGGCGAGUUUGUUGCUUCGGACCCUGAUGGUACCAAGUCUACCUGCCCUCAGACAGGAAUCAAGUACAUUCCCAAGAAUGCAAGCUCGUCUCCUCCCUCUACCACUACGACCGUUGGAGGACCUGCGCCGACAUCUACUGCUGCGCCUGGAACACCUUUCAGUGGUAAGGGUAACCUCAAUGUCAUUGUCAACGGAGUCAAGAAGGGAUGCAUCAUCAGCAAGGGUACUUGGUACACGACCGGAACAUGUGCAACUUUCACAGCUACCGAUGUGGACAACGGCUUCACCCUGUCGAGCUCCAAGGGCAAGUGCGCAGUCGUUGCUGGAGCGCUAUCUUGCGAUGGCUCUGCAAGCGCGACUGCUUUUACCAACACUGACGGAAAAUUGGCUGCUGGCGGUAACGCGCUCUGGUCCGCGGACAAGGUUGCGUCUGGCAGCACACAGCAAACUGUGUACGCUGGUGGAGACCACUCUGCCACGUUUGCUAUUACCUGGCAGUCGGCGUGA